GUGAAGGCGAACUGGACAAAGGCAACACCGGCACUAGCCUGUUGUUCCUGGUGAUCUGGUGACUGCUGCUUGUGGUACUUCAUCUAUGUACUCCGCGGCGGCUUUGCGUUUAAUAUCAACGUAGAAGGCGGCUUGCUUUCCAGAGCCUGCCCGUCAUCUGGAGCAAUGUGUUUGAACUGCAGCAGAGUAUUGAGAAUGACUCGUCUGCAGGGCAAGUUGAAGGGUGCCUGCAGUCGUAAGCAAUACGGGGCCGGCCAGCGCUGGCUUCGCUGCAUGAAUCGAACGAGAUCAAGCAAGCUCAAGCUCGCCUACCUGCACCUGUGGUUACUCACGCACCUGCAGAGUAACAUGUUCGUCCACAGCCGGUUGUUCCUGCUCUCCGCCGAGCCGAAUGCGAAGUUCCGACACGCAUAUAUUUCUAGUCUGUCUCCUAGUGCUCGUUAGUUUGCUUCACGCAGUCAAUUCCAAGGUUUGACUCUGCGUUGCUG
Molecule: messenger RNA, 488 nt
Organism: Macroventuria anomochaeta
Lineage: Eukaryota; Fungi; Ascomycota; Dothideomycetes; Pleosporales; Didymellaceae
Exons: 2
Coding region: 166-444 (92 amino acids)
Source: RefSeq, a predicted model, not a curated record